This is a messenger RNA of Brassica napus (rape), 390 nucleotides long. Its product is annotated as U3 small nucleolar RNA-associated protein 25-like. The transcript is spliced from 2 exons. NCBI's taxonomy places the organism in Eukaryota, Viridiplantae, Streptophyta, Magnoliopsida, Brassicales, Brassicaceae. Bases 1 to 390 code for a protein of 129 amino acids. The record is from RefSeq and is a predicted model, not a curated record.
AUGAAGAACAGUGAAGCUAGACCUGCCGGAUCUGCCGCAUUACCAGAGGCAAAUGAAGUUGAAAAGAAAAAUCCCAACGAGUGCAAUUACAUCCUGAAUGAUAAGAUAUCACACGGCAAAGACCGUGGUGGAUACAGGAACCGUGACAAUUACUCGAACGGUCGAGAUAAGUACUUAGGCGGCCGAAAAGGAAACCACAAUAACCGUGGUCGUGGUUCCAAUCCCGGCCGUGGCCGAGGCGGAUAUGGACGAGGUCGAGGCGAGAGUCUUAAGGACAAGAACCCGGAGGCUCAUAUGGUUCAUGAUUCCGGUUAUGAGGCUGAUAAAGAAUCUGAUGUUGCAAAUGACGACCUUAUGGAUUUUGAGACUUCUGAUUGUCUCAAAGACUAA